Pungitius pungitius (ninespine stickleback) is the source of this 623-nucleotide messenger RNA. RefSeq names its product luteinizing hormone subunit beta (gene lhb). Gene Ontology annotation, biological process: G protein-coupled receptor signaling pathway; ovulation. Gene Ontology annotation, molecular function: hormone activity. Bases 82 to 528 code for a protein of 148 amino acids. The transcript has 4 exons. NCBI's taxonomy places the organism in Eukaryota, Metazoa, Chordata, Actinopteri, Perciformes, Gasterosteidae. Gene Ontology annotation, cellular component: extracellular region; cytoplasm. The record is from RefSeq and is a predicted model, not a curated record.
UGGAUACGAGGCUCCAUUGAGCUGUAUAAAGAGUGAGCGGGACACCUGCCCUCAGCACACUGCCUGCAGACACCUGAGAGGAUGACGGCUCUUCAGGUCAGAAAAGUGAUGUUACACUUUAUGUUGAGCUUGUUUCUGGGAGCCUCAACUUUCUUUUGGCCCCUGGCUCCAGCAGCGGCCUUCCAGCUGCCGUCCUGCCAGCUCAUCAACCAGACGGUGUCUCUGGAGAAGGAGGGCUGUCCCAAGUGUCACCCGGUGGAGACGACCAUCUGCGGGGGUCACUGCCUCACCAAGGACCCGGUCAUGAGGGUGCCAUUGGGCAAAAGGCACCAGCGCGUGUGCACCUACGAGAAAUUGAACUACGAGACCGUCGCGCUGCCCGACUGCCCCCCCGGCGUGGACCCCACCGUCAGCUUCCCCGUGGCCCUGAGCUGCCGCUGUGGCCGCUGUGCCGCCGCCACGUCAGACUGCACCUUCGAGGGCCUGCAGCCCGACUUCUGCAUGAACGACAUUCCUUUCUACUACUAGUCCACGAAGCACCUUAAAGCGCCCGCCAUGCAGGAACCUGCGUCGCCACCCUAACAGCAGCUGUUGUAAAUAAAAACUGUUACUUUUAGUGAUGC